Molecule: messenger RNA, 911 nt
Organism: Punica granatum (pomegranate)
Lineage: Eukaryota; Viridiplantae; Streptophyta; Magnoliopsida; Myrtales; Lythraceae
Source: RefSeq, a predicted model, not a curated record
UUUCGUUGGACCGGCCUCGGCCGUUGAUCUUCUUCCCUUGAUGAGCUUCGUCGUCUUUACCCCUCCUCCAGCCCCGACGCCGAGAGAGCUUCAAGCGAGCAGCCGGCGAAGAAGGUUUCUGCGGACAGUGUCUCCCGGAGCUCUAACUCUUCUCUUCAGACAUAAAGAUGUAUACUUCAAGGAAGAAGAUCCAUAAGGACAAGGAUGCCGAGCCCUCAGAGUUCGAGGAGUCCGUCGCCCAGGCACUGUUCGAUUUGGAGAACACGAACCAGGAGCUGAAAAGUGACUUGAAGGAUCUGUAUAUUAACUCGGCCACCCAGGUUGAUGUUUCUGGAAACCGUAAGGCUGUGGUGAUCCAUGUUCCAUACAGGUUGAGGAAGGCGUACCGCAAGAUUCAUGUUAGACUUGUGAGGGAGCUUGAGAAGAAGUUUAGCGGAAAGGAUGUGGUUGUGAUUGCCACCCGGAGGAUAUUGAGGCCUCCUAAGAAAGGUUCAGCCGUCCAGCGCCCCAGGAGCCGUACACUGACUUCUGUCCAUGAAGCAAUGCUCGAAGAUGUCGUGCUGCCUUCUGAGAUUGUGGGAAAGCGUGUCCGGUAUAGACUUGAUGGAUCCAAGAUCAUGAAGGUUUUCUUGGACCCGAAGGAGCGUAACAGCACAGAGUACAAGCUCGAGUCAUUCUCUGCAGUGUACCGGAAGCUUGCCGGAAAGGACGUUGUGUUUGAGUACCCGAUAACUGAAGUGUAGAUCUCAUAAUUUUGUGGAUCAACUUGAUGGUCUCUCAGCUUCCAAUCGUUAUCUAUUUUGAGUUGUGUUUGAAAUAGAUGAACCAUUUAAACCAUGGUUUUUAUGUUUGUUUACUUACUGAUCAUUUGAAGUGGCAUCUUUCGAGUUAGAUGAUUAUAUCUUCAGAAA